AUGACAACCAAAGGGCCCAUCGCAGCAGCUCCGAUAGCUGAGGUACCUCUCCCUGAGGUAGAUGUCGCCAAGUCCACCGUCGACAUCAAGACUGGUGAGAUAGCGCACAAGAACGACUUGCCCUUUGAUCCGGCAGCACUCCAAGCGAAGUAUCUCCAGGAGCGCGAUCGACGCUUGGCGCGAGACGAAGGCGUAGAACAAUACACACUCCUUGAUGGUAGCUUAUCGCACUAUCUAGACGAUCCAUGGGUCGAGCCAGGGUUUAAGCGUGACCCCAUUGAAGAAGAGACCGAGGUAGUGAUCAUCGGCGGUGGAUAUGGUGCUCAGGUCUGUGCUGUACGAUUGAUUGAGGCUGGCGUGAAUGAUUUCAAGAUUAUUGAAAAGGCUGGAGACUUUGGAGGAACAUGGUACUGGAAUAGGUAUCCUGGAGCGCAGUGCGAUAUCGAAUCCUACAUCUAUAUGCCCCUACUCGAGGAAGUCGGAUACAUGCCGACGGAGAAGUAUGCGCGUGCCAAAGAGUUACUGAGGCACUCACGCAUGAUCGGAGAGAAGUAUGAUCUCUACUCGCGUGCUCUAUUCCAAACCGAAAGCAAAGAGAUGCGUUGGAACGAAGAAGAGGGGAAAUGGACUACACACACUGCGCGAGGCGACAAGAUCAAAUCGCGAUUUGUGAUACCCGCCGCUGGUCCUCUUCAUCGGCCGAAGUUUCCUGGCUUGAAAGGUAUCGAAGAGUUCAAGGGUCAUUCUUUCCACUCUUCGCGAUGGGACUACAACUAUACAGGAGGCGAUCCCUCAGGCAACUUGCACAAGCUCAAAGACAAACGUGUAGCCAUCAUCGGUACGGGCGCGACAGCCGUCCAGAUCGUACCUCAUCUGGGCGAGUGGGCAAAGCAGCUCUACGUCUUCCAACGCACUCCCUCCUCUAUCGACGUUCGUGGCAAUCGCCCGACUGACGAGGCAUGGGCACAGUCGCUCCAGAAAGGGUGGCAGAAGAAGCGUAUGGACAAUUUCGACAACAUUGUUAACGGCGGUUACGAAGAAGAAGAUAUGGUCUCGGAUCGCUGGACCGAUAUCAUUCGGUCUCUACUGACCGCUGGAAUCGAUCCAAACAACCCUGUGGAAGCCGCAGCCAAACGCCAAAUCGCAGAUUUCAAAAAGAUGAACGCCAUCCGCGCCCGAACCGAUGAGAUAGUGAAAGACAAAGAAACGGCUGACGCUUUGAAACCAUGGUACAACCAAUUCUGCAAGCGCCCCUGCUUCCAUGACGAGUACUUACCCACUUUCAACCGUCCAAACGUCACGCUCGUCGAUACUAAGGGCCAAGGUGUUGAUCACAUCACCCCUAACGGCAUCGUAGCAAACGGACAAGAGUACGAUAUUGAUUGCCUGAUCUACGCCACCGGCUUCGAGCUCGCAAACGAAUGGUCGCACAAGACCGGCAUCGAAAUCUACGGUCGUAACAACAUGACCAUUACCGAGAAGUGGGCCGAAGGAGCACAAACACUGCAUGCAUGGGGAACGCGCAACUUCCCAAACUGCUUGUUCGUCCAGAUCGUCCAAGCGGCUCUUACGCCGAAUUUCAUGCAUGUCACCAAUGAACAGGCGAUCCAUUACGCGUACAUCAUUUCCGAGUGUAAGAAACGGGGGAUUAGAACAGUAGAGCCAACGAAGGAAGCGGAGGAAGAGUGGACACAAACGAUUGUUGAUGGGACGGCUAUCCGGGGCGACUUUCUCAAGGAGUGCACGCCAGGAUACUAUAAUAAUGAGGGCAAGGCGAGUGAGAGCGGUAAGAGAAAUGCGACUUAUGGGUAUGGAAGUCCGGCGUUUAUCAAGAUCUUGAAUGAGUGGAGGGAACAGGGCGAGAUGAAGGGUGUGGAUGCUACGUAUGCCAAGGACUAG
This is a messenger RNA of Alternaria atra, 1899 nucleotides long. RefSeq lists its product as uncharacterized. NCBI's taxonomy places the organism in Eukaryota, Fungi, Ascomycota, Dothideomycetes, Pleosporales, Pleosporaceae. Bases 1 to 1899 code for a protein of 632 amino acids. The record is from RefSeq and is a predicted model, not a curated record. Gene Ontology annotation, molecular function: N,N-dimethylaniline monooxygenase activity; flavin adenine dinucleotide binding; NADP binding. The transcript is spliced from 2 exons.